Molecule: messenger RNA, 779 nt
Organism: Salmo salar (Atlantic salmon)
Lineage: Eukaryota; Metazoa; Chordata; Actinopteri; Salmoniformes; Salmonidae
Source: RefSeq, a predicted model, not a curated record
UAGAACAUUCCGGAUUGAUAACAAAAUCUGCCAAGAUGGAGUCUCAGAUCCGCCAGAACUAUCACCACGAUUGCGAAGCUGCCAUCAACCGGAUGAUCAACAUGGAGAUGUUUGCCUCCUACACCUACACUUCAAUGGCUUUCUAUUUCUCCCGUGACGAUGUGGCUCUGCCUGGCUUCGCGCAUUUCUUCAAGGAGAACAGCGACGAGGAGCGGGAGCACGCCGACAAGCUACUCUCCUUCCAGAACAAGAGAGGUGGACGCAUUUUACUCCAGGACAUCAAGAAGCCAGAACGUGAUGAGUGGGGCAAUGGGCUGGAGGCCAUGCAGUGUGCUCUGCAGCUGGAGAAGAAUGUGAACCAGGCCCUGCUGGACCUGCACAAGAUUGGCUUGGACAAGGUUGACCCCCAUCUGUGUGACUUCCUGGAGACCCAUUACCUGAACGAGCAGGUGGAGGCCAUUAAGAAGCUGGGUGACCACAUCACCAACCUCACCAAGAUGGAUGCUGUCAAAAACAAGAUGGCAGAGUACCUGUUUGACAAGCACACCCUGGGAGGCCAGAGCUAAACCACUUCCAUCCCCAGGGUACGGCAUCCAGCCUCAGACCAGGACUCCUGGCUUCUCUGAUAGAUCCUACUGGCUUUGUGUUUAGAGGGAGGGGAGAGUGUUAAACUGGUGCAGUGCAACACAGCUGUAACAUUGAGGUGUUUUUGUUGACAACACUUGUGUUUUGGAGGCAAGGCAUCUUGUAAAACAAUAAAAAGAAAGUGUUGACCUGUA